GAGAGCGAUUGAGACUGUAUCGAGAGUGAAUACUAAGACGUGUGCACAAGCUACGGUGAGGUUCCCUCCUCCCUUUUAAAGCUCACCUGUUGUCCACUGCCCUGCACCUUCUCACAUUCCCAGGCACUAGCUCGCUUCUCCUCCUUCCUCGGGGACGAUGUUGGACCCUUCCUCCAGCGAGGAGGAAUCGGACGAUUUGCUGGAAGGAGAUGCCGCCAAGGACCCUCCGCUGGCCGGAGGGAGCGGCGGCAGCAGCAGCGCUAGCACCCGCUCCCUGCCCGCCGCCCGGGGCAGCGAGGGGCGAGGGUCGGGCAGCGCUCGCUCGGUCAGCCCCAGCCCGUCGGUGGUCAGCGAAAAGGAGAGGGAAGAGCAGGAGAGGAUCCAGCGGGAGGAGGAGGACACGCAGAAAAAGAAGGCGCUGCAGCUCUACGUGUUCCUCCUGCGGUGCAUCGCUUACCCUUUUAAUGCCAAGCAACCCACCGAUAUGGCCAGGAGGCAGCAGAAGCUGAACAAGCAGCAGCUCCAGACAGUUAAAGAACGGUUUCAGGCCUUCUUGAAUGGUGAAACACAGAUCAUUGCAGAUGAAGCAUUUUGGAAUGCAAUUCAAAGUUACUAUGAGAGUUUUCUCAAAAGUGACCGUGUGGCCAGGAUGGUUCACAGUGGAGGGUGCUCUGCAAACGACUUUCGAGAUGUCUUUAAAAAGAACAUUGAAAAGCGGGUCCGCAGCUUGCCAGAGAUCGAUGGCCUUAGCAAGGAGACCGUGCUCAGCUCCUGGAUGGCCAAGUUUGAUGCUAUUUACAGAGGGGAGGAAGACCUGCGCAGUAAGCCUGCCCGGAUGGCCUUGAGUGCAGUGUCAGAGCUCAUUCUUAGUAAGGAGCAACUGUAUGAGAUGUUCCAACAGAUCCUUGGGAUUAAGAAAAUUGAACAUCAAUUACUUUAUAAUGCUUGCCAGCUGGACAAUGCUGAUGAACAAGCAGCUCAGAUUCGACGGGAACUUGAUGGGAGGCUGCAGAUGGCUGAACAGUUGGCUAAAGAGCGAAAAUUUCUAAAGUUUGUCCAGAAAGAUAUGGAGAAUAUGUACAUUGAGGAGCUGAAAUCUUCUGUCAACCUGCUCAUGGCUAACCUGGAAAGCCUGCCAGUGGCAAAAGGAGGCCCAGAGUUUAAACUCCAGAAGCUCAAGCGGUCCCAGAAUUCCUCCUUUUUGGAUAUUGGAGAUGAAAAUGAAAUUCAGCUUUCAAAAUCUGAUGUUGUGCUGUCAUUCACGCUGGAGAUUGUUAUAAUGGAAGUUCAAGGGCUGAAAUCAGUGGCACCCAAUCGUAUUGUGUAUUGCACAAUGGAAGUGGAAGGUGGAGAAAAGCUUCAGACUGACCAAGCAGAAGCCUCAAGGCCACAAUGGGGAACUCAGGGAGAUUUUACAACUACACACCCUCGCCCAGUUGUCAAGAUUAAAUUCUUCACAGAGAGCACAGGAGUUCUUGCCCUGGAAGAUAAAGAGCUGGGGAAGGUAAUUCUUUAUCCAACUCCAAACAGUCCGAAGACACCAGAAUGGCACAAGAUGGUCAUUCCAAAAAAUAGCCAAGAUUCGGAAUUGAAAAUAAGACUAGCUGUGAGGAUGGAUAAGCCUCCAAACAUGAAGCACUGUGGGUACCUUUACGCACUUGGGCAGAAGGUUUGGAAGAGGUGGAAGAAGCGAUACUUUGUCCUGGUUCAGGUUAGCCAGUACACAUUUGCUAUGUGUAGUUACAGAGAAAAGAAGUCUGAGCCUCAGGAGUUAAUGCAACUGGAAGGAUACACAGUGGACUACACAGAGCCACAGCCAGGUCUGGACGGUGGGCGAGCAUUCUUCAAUGCAGUUAAAGAAGGUGACACCGUAGUGUAUGCGAGUGAUGACGAACAGGAUCGAGUGCUGUGGGUUCAAGCUAUGUACAGAGCUACAGGCCAGUCCUACAAGCCUGUCCCUCCAUCCCAGGUCCAGAAAUUGAAUGCCAAGGGAGGAAGCGCACAGCUGCCCGAUGUGCCUAUCUCUCAGUUCUAUGCAGACCGAGCUCAGAAGCAUGGAAUGGAUGAGUUCAUUGCUGCCGAUCCCUGCAAGUUUGAUCAUUCCGCCCUGUUUGAAAUGCUGCAAAGGAAAACGUUAGAGCAUAGGCUGAAUGAUUCAUAUUCCUGUCUGGGUUGGUUUAGCCCUGGCCAGGUGUUUGUUCUGGAUGAAUACUGUUCCCGUUAUGGGCUGCGAGGUUGUCAUCGUCAUCUCUGCUAUCUCAAGGAGCUGAUAGAACGUGCAGAAGGUGGCACAAUGAUAGAUCCAACGCUGCUGCAUUACAGCUUCGCUUUCUGUGCCUCUCACGUCCAUGGCAACAGACCAGAUGGAAUUGGAACUGUAACAGUUGAAGAAAAAGAAAGAUUUAAUGAGAUUAAAGAAAGACUUCUGUGCCUCCUUGAAAAUCAGAUCACCCACUUCAGGUACUGUUUCCCAUUUGGACGACCAGAAGGUGCACUAAAAGCCACUCUCUCAUUACUUGAAAGGGUUCUGAUGAAAGACAUUGCCACCCCUGUGCCACCUGAAGAUGUCAAGAAAGUGGUACGAAAAUGUCUAGAGAAGGCUGCUUUGAUCAAUUAUUCUCACCUUUCAGAGUAUGCCAAAAUAGAAGAGACCUUAAGCCAAAGACCUCCUGCCAAAAGAUUGGAAGAUGUGAUUCGACUGGCAGAACUGUGCAUUGAGGUACUUCAGCAAAAUGAGGAACACCAUUCAGAGGCCUUUGCCUGGUGGCCUGACCUAAUGGCAGAGCAUGCAGAAAUAUUUUGGUCCCUCUUUGCUGUCGACAUGGAUGCAACCCUUGAAGCGCAGCCCCCAGACUCUUGGGACACCUUUCCACUUUUUCAACUUCUCAAUAAUUAUUUGAGGAAUGAACCUCAAUUGUGCAAUGGAAAAUAUCACAAACAUUUGCAAGAAUUCUUUGUUCCUCUGGUGGUCCGUUACAUUGACCUGAUGGAGUCAGCGAUUGCUCAAUCUAUUCAUAAAAGCUUUGAACAAGAAACAUGGCAACCUGUGAAGAACCUCACCAAUAAUCUCGCUAAUGUGAGCCUACCAAAAGUCCCAAGUCUGCCUCUUAAUCUUCCACAAAUGCCUAGCUUUUCUCCACCAUCUUGGAUGGCCUCUUUAUAUGAUUCCACGAAUGGUUCUUCCACGUCUGAGGAUCUCUUUUGGAAGUUGGAUGCACUGCAGAUGUUUGUUUAUGAUCUGCACUGGCCAGAACCUGAAUUUUCCCAGCAUUUGGACCAGAGGCUCAAACUUAUGGCUAGUGAUAUGAUUGAGGCCUGUGUAAAAAGAACAAGAGUUGCAUUUGAAGUCAAGUUACAAAAAAUGAGCAAGUCAACAGAUUUGCGUGUUCCUCCUUCUGUCUGUACAAUGAUCAAUGUGCUUGUGGACGCCAAGAAACAAUCUGCAAAACUGUGCAUUUUGGAAGGUGCACAAGAGUUUAGUAAGCAAUGGCAGCAGUAUCACUCAAAGAUCGAUGAUUUGAUUGAAGAAACCUUCAAAGAAAUGAUUUCCCUCCUGGUUUCAAAGUUUGUGUUCGUACUGGAGGGUGUACUAUCCAAAUUGUCAAGAUAUGAUGAAGGAACUUUCUUCUCCUCAAUCCUGUCAUUCACUGUGAAAGCUGCUGCAAAGUACGUUGAUGUACCUCAACCUGGAAUGGACCUAGCAGACACCUACAUCACUUUUGUACGGCAGAAUCAGGACAUACUUCGGGACAAGGUCAAUGAGGAAAUGUAUAUAGAAAAUUUGUUUGAUCAAUGGUACACCAGCUCAAUGAAAGUCAUCUGCGUCUGGCUGACAGACCGUUUAGAUCUGCAACUCCAUCUCUACCAGCUGAAGACGCUCAUCAAAAUAGUCAAGAAAUCGUACAGGGACUUCAGACUGCAAGGGGUUUUAGAGGGAAUGCUGAACUGUAAAGCAUAUGAAACCAUCCACACCCGUUUGACAGUGGAAGAAGCCACAGCUUCGGUGUCCGAGGGCGGAGGCCUCCAAGGUAUCACAAUGAAAGACAGCGACGAAGAGGGCGAAGAUGUAAAAUAGAAAGGAGAUGGUUCUUUGGACUCAUUAUUUUUCAACCAGUGUUUGUACCAUUUCUUCAGAGGACGGUGAAAAACAUCAUUAAAGUGUGAUGAGGUUGUCUAACUUUAGAGCAUAGCCGUAGAGCGGGGCUGGGAGGGGAGGGUAUAAUUGUGACUGAACUCUGUGCUGAUCGGUGCCAUAAUGUCCGUCUGCCCCCGAAUCAGACCAUAGCAACACCUUGUGUAGUCCUCCCAAUUCACUUGAGAUCUGGGCAGUCCAGAAAGAGGGAGCGGGGGGAGCAAAAGGACCUCGGAUCCGACUUUCCGGGGUGGGUGGGGGAAAUGCUGAUAUCACCUUCUAACAUUAGGAAAAUGUGCCCACAGCACAGGUGCCACGAAAAGUUGGCAUAUAGCGACACAUUCCCAGCGAAUAUAUCACCACCGGUGUGGACUCGGGCACACCGAGUCCCCUGGAAGGAAAGUGUGCGGGGGCUAUUAGUCAUUUGUGCUGUUUGUGGUCUUAAUUGGUGACAUAAAGCAGCAUGAUAGAAUAAAACAGCCAUGUCAGCUUGAGGUGUCUUUUGUGCCUAAUGUUCUGGCAUCUUUGUAAAUAUAGCGAUGCCUUUAUAGAUCCAGCUUCAAUAAUACUGUGCGCUUUCGCCGAUCUGGAACAAGGGCACAUUGAUCAGGAGAAGUUCAUCCGUGUGUGUAUAAGCAGGCAAUCAUUAAGCAAUUUGGGACAUCGUCCAGCUCCACCCUCCCAACUUCAAUAAAAGGCGUUUCCCUGCAAAAUAAGAACCCUGUAUCUGUCAUUGCUGAGGCUGAGUGGCUGCGUUUGCAGAAAAGCGACAUUCCUCCUCCUCUUGGCUUCCCUGCACUGUUAUUUCCGAGUUUUCCCCGAGUCUUCAAAUCUACGCUUGUCUCUCAGAGGGGAGUGAGAUACCCAGAAUGGUGCAGUGUUUCCCCUCAAUAGUCGCUGCGAAUACCAUUCACGAAUGUCUGCAACAUUUAUCAAACCCAUGGCAAGAAAAGUCUGUUUUGAUACUGAGGCUUUAAUUCUAAUAAACUUUCAUCUGUAUUUCCAAUUUCUAUUUGUUCAGCAGUCUUGCCUGGAGCUAUGAGAAAUGUAUGAAGAUGUUUGGGAAUGGACCGUUUAAAGGAUCGGACUAACUGGGGCAUUUUUAAAAACAUUUUUCUCACAGUUACUGUUAUUUUUAAAGUAUCAUGGUGUGGGUAGAUGGUCUAAACACUUAGAGGAAUCUAACUAUUACAAUAAAGUGGAUUAAUUUGUAUUUGACAAUAGCGCUUAAUGGAUUGCAUUGUUUAUGGAUCAUCUCGUUCAUAAAAUGUGAAUAUGUUAAAUUUAUCUUUGGAUUUUUAAUCUAAGACACAAAUAUUAGUCAGCACGUGUACCGUGUGUGUGUGAGAGAGAGCGAGAGAGAGACUGUCCGCCCUCUGAUUUAAGUGAGCGAUUCAGCGCCAAAUAACUGGACUUGCGCUCUGGUCGCUUUUGCCGAUGAAAAAGCGAAUUCAGUGUGACCCCAUCAUCCAGGCAGCAGAAAGAGGAGAAAAAUGGUUGGCGCUCUCUGAGUUGGAACUGUGCUGUGAGUGGUUAUCUGCUGUAAAUAAAGUGUG
This is a messenger RNA of Carcharodon carcharias (great white shark), 5688 nucleotides long. It is a transcript of the gene cadps2, whose product is annotated as Ca++-dependent secretion activator 2. Lineage: Eukaryota; Metazoa; Chordata; Chondrichthyes; Lamniformes; Lamnidae. Gene Ontology annotation, biological process: synaptic vesicle exocytosis; dense core granule exocytosis; positive regulation of exocytosis. The transcript is spliced from 29 exons. Gene Ontology annotation, cellular component: glutamatergic synapse. The coding region runs from base 158 to 4075 and encodes 1305 amino acids. The record is from RefSeq and is a predicted model, not a curated record.